Ruditapes philippinarum (Manila clam) is the source of this 1118-nucleotide messenger RNA. Its product is annotated as mevalonate kinase-like. Bases 486 to 1118 code for a protein of 210 amino acids. Gene Ontology annotation, molecular function: ATP binding; mevalonate kinase activity. Lineage: Eukaryota; Metazoa; Mollusca; Bivalvia; Venerida; Veneridae. Gene Ontology annotation, biological process: cholesterol biosynthetic process; isoprenoid biosynthetic process. Gene Ontology annotation, cellular component: cytoplasm. The transcript has 5 exons. The record is from RefSeq and is a predicted model, not a curated record.
UGUUUAAAUGUUGAAUUCUGCUUAAGCCAGCGCUAGGGGGCGUGGACAGUAUAUUGCACUUUCCAGUACCGUCCAUGAACAGGCGCAAUCAAACCGAGCCUGCAACAUUUUACAAUUUUACCAUUUUGGGCUUUCUUUAAGGAUUCUGUAUUUCUCUAUUUUAUAUUGUCUUUUAUGUCUGGUGGUAUUUAAUAUGGUUGUAUACAACAGGAAGUAGUUUAAUUCAGUCAGAGUCACUAACGAUUGUUUCCUUGUAUACUCAUGUAAGUAAAUAUUGGUACAUUCGUAGGUCUGUAAUUCUGUACAAUUUAAUGGGCAGCAUUUUGUUAAAAAUCAUAUCUUUUAUACAUGUAAGAAAUGAUCCAGAAUUGAAUUUAUUGUUUAAAAUUUUAAACAAUAAUUUUGUCAAGUAAGGGCAGCCUAUAUAUAGCUUUAUACAGUUUAACCUUUCUUCAAAAAAUAUUUGAUAAAACUUGCAACAAUGAAUGAUUAUGCUAUUUUAUGAAUAUAUGAGGAUGGAUGAUGAACAUUUGACCCAGGCAUCUAGAUAUGUUUUGUGUCAUUAUCAUAAAUGUAUUAUUUAUUUCUAUAAAGUUCCGGCACAGGAUGAAAAGGGAGAUAAAAAGUGGAAAGAUGAAGACUUAGAACUUAUAAAUAAAUGGGCAUAUGAAGGGGAGAGAAUUCUGCAUGGAACACCAUCUGGGAUAGACAACUCUGUAGCAACAUUUGGAGGUGCAAUUAAAUUUCAAGCUGGGAAGAUUACUAAACUUAACAAUUUUCCAAGACUGAAAAUUCUGCUGUCAAGUACAAAUGUGCCAAGAAGUACAAAAGUUUUGGUGGGUAAUGUUCGGGAAAGGUGUAACAGGGUACCAGAUGUAAUGCAGCAUGUUAUGGAUGCUACAGAAGCUGUCACACAUCAAUGUGAGAAAAUACUAGAAACCAUGGCAACAGAUUCUCAAAAUGAAAUAACCAGUCUAUACACCAAUUUGGAGACUGCAUUUCCAAAUGUUAACAGGAGCAGGUGGUGGGGUUGUGCAUUUUUACUCUUCUCUUUAGACCAACAAACAAAACCUGGUAAGAAUGAUGUGAUAAAGGAAUUAGAAAUGGGAAGGAUUUAA